Molecule: messenger RNA, 4332 nt
Organism: Postia placenta MAD-698-R-SB12
Lineage: Eukaryota; Fungi; Basidiomycota; Agaricomycetes; Polyporales; Adustoporiaceae
Exons: 14
Coding region: 1-4332 (1443 amino acids)
Molecular function (GO): protein binding
Source: RefSeq, a predicted model, not a curated record
AUGGCAGAAAGCCUCCUCAACGACCGCGCGUGCAAGAGAUGGGACGGUGCUCUACGCCGCUUUCAAGAUCACACUGGUGUCAAUUUUCACAUAGAUAGCCCGGAAACACUUCGAGAUGUUGCCAGUCGAGGUGGGGUGGUGUCCAUGAUCGAGGGCAGAAAGACGGACAAGGCGUCCUACGCGAAGCAUACUGAUCAUCUGCUGCGUGCUCUUGAGCCGGUACUGGAGGAGACGGAGUGGCUGCUGUCGAUGGCAAACGAUAAAAUCAAUUCGCGGGAGAGGACCCGGGGCCAAAUGAUGUUCUUGGCAUUUGAAAGCUUGAUUCUGGCAGCAGAUGACGAUAUUAGUUACACGGCAAUUGCAGCUCUAUUCAAGAAAAUUCCUCGAAUUGGGGCUACCUCUUGCGAAGACAUGAACAGCGCACCCGCUGUUCCAGGGCCUUUCAUCAACGUCCUCGCAUCGCUGAUAAUCCUGGUGGGCGUCGCGUAUACGAUUACACGGGAGGGACCUGGAUGGAUGCAACGCCAUGGUGUAAGCCUGAGUGGGAGCGAUUACAUCGUUGAAAACGACUCCAUCAAAUCACUCUUGUCAAAUCUACAAUGGGAGGUCAACGCGAUACCGUGGGCGAGAAAUGAUUGGCUCGCGAGGCUUCCAACUGUUUGGGAGCGUGUCCUGACGUGGUCCACUAUCCGCGAUGUCAGUGAUGUCAGCGAACAGUCCUCAUCUACUGGCCCGGGGGUCAAGAGGACCAAUGAGUUCAUUGCAACACUCGCUCGCUAUUGGGAUACUGUCAAGGCGCCUCGUAAGGAAACGAUUCGAUUGAAAUCCAUAUUGCGCAGUCUCUCUGAACGAAUUAGCUCGUUGAAACUUGACGAACACAGCAGUAUCGACAUGGUCUCCGUGAUCCUCGGCGCACUGUUUACACUAGUCAAGGUAGCCAAAGACGAUCAUGCGAGCAAUGAGCUUGUCAGGGAGAUUUGCGGACAUAUCAAGGAACGACUCGAUCACAGUCAGCUGGUUAUUGAUACGGCGGACCCCACUUUGGGACAGUAUCCCAUCCGCGUUGGGAUACAGCUUCUCGCUAUAACGGCUCGUGCCACGAACAUCAUACAUAAUCAUCGAGUACGACUUCGUGCGACCUCUCUUGCACAAUCGUCUUCGUCUCUCAUCGCUCGAGACAACGUACUUCAAGAGAAGCUUGCGGAGUUGUCUUGGAUAUUGGAUGAAGCGGUGGCGAUAGCUACACCUCAAGCUACUGGUGCAAACGCCCGGUUCGGCGAUAUCUGGAAAGAGGCAAUGGACAGUUACAUGGAUACCACUGGCAUUGACGUCUCGUCGUUAGAAGCAGUGCAGGGAGUGGACUCGCUGACAAUGCUGUCCAAUGCUCUCGAGGACGGCCGAUACACGUUUCAGCGAGAACAUAAGAAGUCCAGCGAGAUACGCACAGUCGUGAGGCCUGUCGCGCAGUUCUUGGACAAGGUUAUUGAUCCUGUGGCUGAUGCUGCAUCGAGCCAUAUUCCACACGCAAAGGUAGUUGCAGGCGCGCUCAAAAUCCUCUUAGAUGCCGCAGACAAGAUAGGAGAGGCAUAUGAACCGACACUCGAGCUAUUAUCCAAGCUUUCAGGCGUCACCGAUCGCUUGAGGGUAUACCUGACGAAGAGAAUGCCCAAAGAGAUGGAGCCAAUCUUCGUGAAGGCCCUCUCUCAUCUUCUGGAGAUAUUUGGGCUCGUGACCAGGAUCAUGAAGAAUGGCUAUAUUGAUCGCUUGCGAGGGAUGUCAGACGACCGCGAGGUUCAGACGGCGCUGAGAAAGCUCGACCGAUUGGCGGAAGACGAGGCGAGCAUGGCAAUUGCACUGGUACUCACGAAUCAAGAAUCUGGGAAAGCGGAUAAGGAAGAUGGCCAGGCCUCGGGUGCUUCCCUCACUCCAGCGCGAGAACCAGAAACUAUCCGGAGAGUACUCCCGCCACGGCCUCGAGUAUGCGUUGGGCGAGACGAGCACAAGGACGUCCUAAAACAAUCCAUCCUUGCUCACGAACCAGUUGUUGUGCUCGGAACAGGCGGGAUCGGCAAGACGACGUUGGCUGUUGAGGUUCUUCACGAUUACGACGUCGUUGUCGCUUAUCCUUCCCGGCACUUUGCUCCAUGCGACGCUGUCACCACGCCGGUGCUCUUCUUAUUCAUGCUUGCCGACGUCCUCGAUAUCCCCAAGGAAGAAAGGGGUCAGAAUAUCUUGAAAUCAGUUCUCCGUAGUCUCGACAGCGAUCCCGCGGUGCUGCUCGUCGAUAAUUUCGAGACAUUGUGGGAUAUCGCUGGGAAUCGCACGAUUGUCGAGGAGUAUCUUGCGCACUUCGCUGAUCUACACAAUCUCGCGCUGGUGGUAACGAUGCGCGGCGCGGAACCCCCAAUGGGGCCUACGUGGAGAGAAUGCCGGCUGCGGCCAAUAUCUCACGACGACGGCAUUGCUGCAUUUAAGCUGGUCGCCGGCAUCCCGAGCACAGAGGACGAUGAAUGUGUUUCCAAGCUCGUAGAGGCCGUCGAAGGCCUUCCCCUUGCCAUCACUUUGCUCGCAAAACAGGUGCAGCCAGAUGUACUGACUACCGCAGCCCUGUGGAGUCGAUGGAAGAAGCAAAGUGUCUCUGCAAUCAGCGUCGCCGAUGGCGCUGUUGACAAAUCCCGCGAUCUCGCCGUAUCAAUCGAGCUUUCCCUGAAUAGCCCACGCCUGCGGACUACGCCCUCAGCUCGCACCGCUCUUGCUCUGGUAGCAAAGUUACCAGAGGGCUUGCCAUCUGAAGGAUCACUGCUAGAUGAGCUAGACGACGUGCUUACUCCCUUUAUGAAGCUCUCCGACUCUCUCCUUGCGCUCACUCGGACAUCUCUUAUAUAUAUCAGCGAUAGUGGUGGUGGCAAGUACCGAAGAUACCGCAUGCUCUCCCCCAUCCGAGACUACUGUAACAGCAGCGCAGCCCUGCCACUCUCUGCGAAGCCUUUGGAGAUCCUCAGUACAGCCUACUUUGCCGCCAUCAAUCGGAGAAAGGAUGGAACACGAUAUGACUACAUAUCUGUAGCGACAGUUCCUCCAGAGCUACCGAAUGUAUUCCACAUCCUUGCUACCGCCAUUCGUCAUGCGAAACAAUCUCCAGAACCCACACCCACGCGCAGGACAAUCGAGGUGCUUACUGUCAAUGAGAUCGUGGUUCACGAUUACUAUCUCGGAGCUUCUUCUGUAGAUCUUCUCCAGCUCUGCAUUGGACAUGUGGACGAUGGGGAACUCCUGGGCGACUGCUACCACACGAUGGGGAAUGUAUACCUCCACCUCAAUAAGUAUGAUGAUGCCGAGACGGCCCUGUAUCAGGCGCUUGAGCAUCACAAAGCUUCUGGCAGCCAGCAAGGUGAAGCGAACGAUCUCAAAGACCUCGCGUGGAUAUACCAAUACAGAAAUGAUCUCAACCACGCGAGGGACACCUUGGAGGAGGCACUGUCGCUUCACCGUGCGAUCGAGGACCGCCUGGGCGAGGCCGAUGCCUUCCAGAGCCUCGGAGACCUGUUCUUUCGACAGGAUGACCUCGACAAUGCAGAAGCAUCUCUAAAUAAUGCCCUGUCGCUUUAUGGUGCCAUCGAUAACCGCCUCGGGGAGGCAAACACACUUAAAAGCCUCGGAGAUGUGUACUGUCAGAGGAAUGACUAUGACAAGGCGGAGCACACAUACAAGAAGGCUGCAUUGCUCCACCGCUCACUCCAGGACCGCCUCGGCGAGGCCACUGAUCACAGCAAGCUCGCCAGUAUGUAUAUCGUGAGAGGGGAUCCUGAUGAGGCAGAGGAAUCAUCCCGCACAGCUCUGGACCUCUACUGUACCAUCCACGACUGGCUUGGCAAGGCGAACAGCUUGCAGGACCUCGGGAGGGUGUACCUGUAUUGGGGGAAUCUGCCCAAUGCUGAAGAAUCAGUGAAGAAUGCCCUGGCUCUGCACCAGGCUGUCCAGGACCGGGUGGGUGAGGCCACUGAUCUCACAGUACUCGGUGAGGUCUAUGUGAAGUCCGAUCGCGAUGCCGAGGCCGAGAAGGUCCUGUGCGAUGCUGUCAAGCUGAGCCGCGGCAUUCAUGAUCUUCUCAAUGAGGGGCGUGCACUCCUGAUCCUCGGGCAGGUGCACACAAAGAUGGAGUGCUUUGAUGAGGCGGAGGCAGCCCUCACUCGAGCUCUCGAGCUGCAUCGAGGAAUUGAAGGGGCUGACGUGAAUGUGCAGAUUAACGAGGGGUUACUGGAGGAGCUUCGGAAGGCUCGGGAGCAAUCUGCCCAGGAGGCCUCGACACCGAAUGAACCUCCAUCGCCAUGA